Ornithodoros turicata is the source of this 5366-nucleotide messenger RNA. RefSeq names its product exonuclease mut-7 homolog (gene Nbr). The coding region runs from base 266 to 2716 and encodes 816 amino acids. Gene Ontology annotation, molecular function: nucleic acid binding; 3'-5' exonuclease activity. Gene Ontology annotation, biological process: nucleobase-containing compound metabolic process. The transcript has 19 exons. NCBI's taxonomy places the organism in Eukaryota, Metazoa, Arthropoda, Arachnida, Ixodida, Argasidae. The record is from RefSeq and is a predicted model, not a curated record.
AGACACUAGCGCCUGAUUCAUGUAGUUCUAUGAUCUUGUUUGUCUGGGCGUUGAGCGGUUGAGCGUUGAGCGUUGCUAGAACUAUUACGCUCUGCGGAGGCGACAGGCUGAUGGCCUCAUCACUCUUUGAGCAGGGGUGUGUAUUAGGCAGCUGUAUCGGGGCUCUCCCUGUGGCUCCAUUUUCUCCCAGCUCAUUUCGUUAGACGGCGAUUGGAAACAGUUUUCCGUCUAUGUGCUGAUUGAAAAGGACGCAAAUUACAUCAACAUGGACCCAUCGUGGACGUCUCAUCUUGAGGCGCUGUGGAGUUCCGGCCGAAAUAAGAAGACUGACUUGUUUGUGCACACCCUUAUGGGUUACUUCGAAAACUCACAUGAUUGCUUUGAGUCCGCUUACCUGCUGAUGCGUGCGGCAUCAGAUUUUCACAAGAACCGGCAGACUGCACUUAGCUAUACAAUCAUGGCCGUGUUCCAGGAAUGGGUUUCAAGGCGGCCGGAGCUGUACCAGCAAUUGACGCGUGAGACAAAACGACGGGCUCUGCAAGCAGUGCUGAAGCAGACAAACACGUCCUUGAUUGAUCUAGUUUGUCGAGUUUACCACCUCGAUGAGAAUGGCCCUGAAUACAUGGACGUUGUGCAGGAUUUGUUGCUUCGGCAUCAUUUUAAUGAGGCCAGCACACUGGUAGUUCGUCUCAAGCUGCAUGACUACUUCACCCUGGAGGAGAUUGCCAUUCCACUAUUUCUUCUGGACAAGAUAGGUAUUCUGGAAAACUAUAUGGCAGGAUUGCCAGAGCUACAGAAAGAAGUUGUGUCCUAUCUAGACAGCCUGUACAAUGAUGGAAAUCGAAUUGAAAACUUAAUUCACAAUUUGAACUUGAAAUCUGUGGGUCGGGACAAAUUCCAUCCAAAGACAUUAGCAAAGGUUAUAUCAAGACUUCUGAAGCAGUACAACCUCCCUGUGGAACUGUGUCCAAAUGUUCAGUACAGUCGGAGCAAAAGUGCAAUGAAAUAUCUUAUACACAAGAAGUACAAUGAGGGUGACUACGCUGAGGCCAGCUGGAGGGAAAUGGUUUGUGAGGCAGUGGGAAAUAACCGAAGCCUCCAGAGGGAGCUAGUGUGUGACCUUAUGUGGCUAAAUGAUCCCGACAAUGCUCUGAGCUUUGCGUUCAAACUGGAACUGCCCGAACACGAAUGGCCUAACUACCUUCGUGACUACAAGCUACGCUGUAGCGUUCAAAGAAUUCAGGAAAUGCUUCACUCCUGGAAGUUGAGCAACAAUCAGGAUGAUCCGAGCAAAUAUUUACCACUGCGUAUCGACCUCUCAGACGUGCACAUGGUCGAUACGGCCGAGGGCUUAGCACGGUGUGUGGAAGUUCUGAAGGACUACAACCUAAUAGGCGUUGAUGCGGAAUGGAAGCCUACAAUGGGCCUUGCGGCUUCAAGGUUGUCCCUGGUGCAACUGGCAGUAUGGGAUGCUGUAUAUGUCUUGGACAUUUUGCGACUCUCAGAGGUUCUCACCAAAUCCCAGUGGCAGCAGUUGUACACCGACAUUCUCUCGUCAGAAGAAAUACUCAAGCUAGGUUAUGGCAUCAGGGAAGACUUCAAGCUUUUGUCGGAGGCAUGCAAGUGCCCGGACACGAAACCUCAAAACUUCAUUGAUGUUUGCACAUUCACUGAGAAACUCCGCCAGACUCACCCAAAGCUCUUGAAGCCAGUACUUCCAAAGGACAAAGACCACAAGGGACUUUCCGAAUUGACAAGGUCAUUGCUUGGACUUCCACUGAACAAGGACGAGCAGUGUUCAGACUGGGAGAACAGACCUUUGAGACCAUCCCAAAUGCGAUAUGCCGCCCUGGACGCGUUCUGCUUGCUGCAAGUAUACGAAGAGCUCUACAAGCGAGCUGAAGCUGAAGAGCUGAGCCUGCCGGAGUUGAUACAGGCGAUGAUGGGAUCUGACACAGCACCUGCCGUCAGUCGGAGGGACAAAGGGCGCAAAUACAAGCCACAGAUACGAAAACAAGCAGACGCGGCCCAGGUGACAUCAGGGGACCCGAUCCCUGCUUCAGAGUUCAAGGUCGUCGUGGACACGAUGGCUCAAGGCUUGGGUCGUCAACUCCGGCUGUGCGGCAUCAACACGAUUAUUUUGGAAGACAGAGAUUACCAUGACGAAGCCGUAAAGUACGCUCUGAAAGAGAACAGGGUUAUAUUGACAAGCGGAGCACCGUAUGAGAAACUGAAGCAGUAUGUUAGCCAAGGCCAGUGCUUCAAAAUCAAUACGCUGCUCCCAGCUAAAGAACAGUUGGUUGAAGUUCUGAAGCAUUUCAACGUGGUCGUCAGUGAAGACAACCUCAUGAGCCGCUGCACGAUCUGCAAUGGUCCAGAGUAUGUCUUUAUGCCACAAGCUGACAUGAUAGAAUUGUGCACGGCACCCAGUGGCCCCGAUGUUGUUGGAUGUUCGAACGUUAGAAGCUAUCGGUCGCAUGUUUUGAACAUGGUAACUGGUUGCUUUGAAAAUGGUGUCAAGGUUCAAUGCCAGAGCCUUCCAGUGCAGAGCCUAGGUCAUGUUGACACCUUUUUUAUUUGUGUGUCUUGCGGGAAAGUCUACUGGGAAGGCUCACACCAUCGGCGUAUCAAACAGCAAAUGCGACUUUCCGAGUUUAUGAUGAUACCAUUUUCACAACCUACUACAUCGUGUCAGGAAGCAGUUGAAAAACACUAGACGAGUUCGUCAUUGCAAAUGUUGGAAGACUGAUUAUGAAUUCAUCUGUAGUCAAUGUAAUAUAUGCGGGGAUGACGAUCAGUAAACGUUGUGCCCAAUUUUGGGGAUUGCCUGUGUGUCUAGGUACUGGAGCUGGGUCAAAUGCUUCAUCAAGUAGUACUUAACUUUGUAGCUGCAGAAAUUCCAAGUUGCAAAACCUGUGGUACCUUGUAAGUUCAGGUGAACGUACAGCUUGGGACAAAACCUUAUGGAACACAGCACUAGCUUAGAUCUCCAUCGCAGCGACCCUGCUAGCUAUCAGGAAGAGAUUGAAUGAGAAACUGGUGUCAGACUAUCUUUCAGUACGCGUGUCCACUCCUGUUCGCUGCUAGGUGUCACCCCAAUGGAGAAAUGCGACACCAGGGUGUUCUGUAAACUUUUGUCCAAGGCUGUACCUUGCAGAAAAUUUAAACAUACACCCUAACAGCAGGAGCCAUCUAUUGAAUAUGUAGGGAACCUGCUCCGGCGCCGUAGGCGUUACAGAGCAUGCGCAGAAGCGUUGUGAAAAAGGUCCAUUGUGCAGUCCCUUAUGCGAUACCCGUAGCUUUUAAUAUUCUUGCGAAAUAUUGAAGCCCUGGUCUCAUAAGCUGUGUUCUACAUCCCAGACAAAAUGAUGGCUGAGCCUUAAAAGGCCCUUGAAAAGCUUCUGACUGCAGUACUGAUAUGCAUGCAUGUGAUAUGGCUUACAUAUACUGACUUUUAAAUGUAUUUACAAGAUAACAGGUUUCUCCGAAAAGUAUUUUGGAGUAACUUGAGUGAAGCAUUCAAGUUACGUAAAAUAAGUGUGUUUUUGGAGAGGUAUGCUUGCGCGCAGAGUUUUGGAAUGAACAGGUAUUUUGGAAAGUCGUCGAAGAAUGGUGCUCACGUCUUCAUUCUAAGCUUUUUAUUCUGAGUACCACAAAAAUAUGUUCUCUGUACAAAAUGUGAUGCAUUCUUGCUUGCAUGAGUUGAAAGUGUACUACGCAUAAAUAAUCCAACGCCUUUCAGUUGCCCAGUAGAUGCUAACACCAGCAGUAACAUGCACAUUCUUCCCUGCAGCACACAAACUGCAAGCGUCUCGGAAAGAUGCCUCCGCCAAAAGCUUACGCAAUGCGCGAAUGGCAGCGUACCAUGACAGCGUGGCAAUAAAUAGAAUAAAUAAAUAAAAACAUAGUAGCGACCGUUGAGCAGCCAAGCUUACAUCUGGAGGCAUCUUUCUUCGAGGCUCGAUUGUCGAUAUGGUCCCGAAUGCGCGAUACGCGAAAUGCAUGGCUAGAAGGAAGACCCAUCACUAUGUACAACUAUGAUCCAUGGGUGGCAGCGGAAACAGUCUCUAUAGUAUAUACAUGCACAGUCACCACCUCCUAGAUAACAGAAAGGCCUCGGCACUCUUUCAAUAACGUCACCUCACCUAGCCCGGCUGCCAUACAUUUUCGGUGAGGGUGCACUUUUCUCUUCUGCGCUCUUUCGGUGACGUCACAUCUAUCUACGUGAAUGAUGUCAAUCGAAAGAGUUGCGCUGAGGGCUGAGGCAACCCCACCUAGAUACAAAAGGCCUGCUUAUUGCCUCCUCUCUCUCCUUCGCUACGUGGACAUAUAAAGUCAGAAUACGUCUGAUACUGCGCAUCGCCGUUCUGCAAAUUCAAGAACUCGCAAAUGAUUGCAGCUAACUUAAAAACCUGUACACCUGAAUAUGUAGACAAAUAGUGCAACACGGUUUCCAGAAAAUCAGUUUUGAGAAAGAUAUGGGACCGUUUUGAUCUUUGUUUCCAAGUUAGUCUCUUAGUACGCGGGGACGUUCAGUCACUAGUCGCAGACGACGAUUGUUCGUCUUCAUGGCCACGACCGCUGAAAGCACGUGUGUGAUUAGCUACUGCCUUUGAAAACAUGAUCCUGAUUGGCUGACUAUUAGUUUACGUCACGUCGGCGAAUAAGCAGGCUUUCUCCAUCUAGGUGGUGUUGGAUGAGGCCUUGGGCCCGUUAAGUGGCGGCUCCGGAACACAUGGAGUGCGCUCCUUUUUACUAAACGGGACAUCUCCUUUUGUGGAGCGUGGCGCUCCUACCUUCCUUUCCUACAGGAAAAGAAAAUUCAGUGACACCCAGAAGCCUAUAGAGGCGCUUUGCACACGCAACGCCGGAGCGGGAGGGACAGAGUGGACGGAGCGCGCUCUGCAGAUCCGCCACUUAACGCGCCCCUUGUGUUGUCUAGGUGGUGUUGGCACAGUAGACAUACCGUAUAUUGACGCGGGUGACAUUCCCCAGAAUUCUUUUCUCAGCCACAAGAUACCUAUUCCGUAGCAGACGACAGUGUCGUCUGCUACAUGCGCAAUGCUCCACUCCCGUGCGAAUGCCCAACAUACAAACGCGGCGGAGCUUCCGCCACGUGAGCAAUUUUUUAUUUUUUGCCUUAUACUAAAAUAUUCUGCGGGAAUGUCGAUCGCGUGGAUACACGGAUACAGUAUGAAGCACGCGGUAGGGUAAUACAACAAGUAUGUUCCAAGAAGCAUGAACCGAUGAAUAGAUAAGGCAAAUUCUUCGUUAAGACAAGCAUCUCCGGGCAAAAAUAUAUGUUUCGUUGAUUUGUACUCGGUCGUUCUGCAAAUUUCCACGAAUUAAAGGUUUCCCUGCGGCUU